AUGGCAUCAACAAUCAAGCUUUCUCUUCCCAAUGCUCGACCAUACUCCUUCAAUUUCCCCCUCGCAACCACUGCUUUCAUCAUUAUUGACAUGCAAAGGGACUUUUUAGAUCCAAAUGGAUUUGGCUUCAUCCAAUGCGGGAAUCCUGAUAUCUUCUCCUCUGUCCGCAAGAUCGUGCAACCCGUUCAGAAAGUGCUAGAUGUCGCCCGCUCGAUUGGAACGCAGGUUAUCCAUACUAGGGAAGGCCAUCGCCCGGAUCUUUCAGAUUUGCCUGCAGCGAAGAAGUUGAGACAGAUCAGUGCGCCCGGUGGCCACCAUACGAUGGGCAUUGGCGACAAAGGCCCCAUGGGAAAGCUGUUGGUGAGGGGUGAGUGGGGUCAUGAUAUUAUUGACGACCUGAAGCCGCACCCCGGAGAGCCUGUCAUCGACAAACCAGGGAAAGGGGGUUUUUGGGAUACCGGACUUCACCGGAUCCUGUUGGCCAGAGGUAUUACGCAUUUGAUUUUCGCCGGCGUUACAACCGAGUGUUGUGUGACGACGACUUUGCGAGAGUGCAAUGAUCGAGGGUACGAAUGCUGCAUCCUGUCAGACUGCACUGGUGGUUUCGACCAGCAGAUGGUGACCACGUCCCUCGAUAUCAUUUGCGGUCAAGAUGGCCUUUUUGGAUACGUUGGCCACAGCUCGGACUUGAUUGCCGAAGCAGAAAAGUUCUGCGAGCUGAAACCGCCUUGUGCUGCCCCGGCUUUGGACGCUGCUCUUCCCUCAAUCUCUGAGUUGCAACGACACUACAAAAGCGGCUUCUUGGAUCCUGAGAUGAUUGUCCAGUCUGUUUUUGAUCGGAUAGAGAAAUACGAGACAGUCGACCCUGCCGUUUGGAUUUCUAAACAGUCUCGAGAAGAUGUGGUUGCGGCAGCCAAAGCCCUUUCUGAAAAAUAUGCUGGAAAGCCACUGCCUUGUCUUUUUGGAAUACCGUUUGCAGUGAAAGACAGUAUCGAUGUGGCAGGCGUAGUCACGAGUGUGGCGUGCGAGAGCUUCGCGUACACCGCCAACUCCACAGCCCCCUCUAUUCAGCAUCUGCUUGAUGCUGGUGCCUUGUACAUUGGGAAGGUGAACUUGGACCAGCUUGCAACGGGUCUAUCGGGAUGCCGAUCACCGUACGGUAUCCCCCACUGUGUCUACAGCACAGCCCACAUUUCCGGUGGCUCCUCGUCUGGGUCAGGAGUCGCUGUUGCAGCUGGACUCGUUUCAUUCGCCAUUGGAACUGAUACGGCAGGCAGUACUCGAGUCCCUGCAGCCUUUAAUGGCAUCGUUGGCUUCAAACCCACUAAGGGUACCAUCUCCGCUCGGGGUUUGGUGCCUGCAUGCAAAAGCCUUGAUACAAUUACCAUCAUGGCGCCUACUCUACUAGACGCACGAGAGGUAUGGUAUAUACUUGACGAGCAUGAUCCCUUGGAUCCAUAUGCCAAACCGCCAAGCCGCUUAUCAACUUGGAAGGUGGAUUUCCGAGGGCCAAAGGAAGGAGGCUUCACAUUCGGCAUUCCUCCAAUUUCUCUCCUGGAAACCUGCUCGAAAGCAUACCAAGAACUUUUCCAAGCUGCCGUUGAGAGGUUACGAUCUUGUGGUGGCAGGUUAGUUGACGUCGACUACACGCCAUUCGCCAAAGCUGGCGACCUUCUUUAUGAUGCGUCCCUUGUACACGAACGCCUUGCCUCCAUGGGUCACGAGUUCUUCGUUAAGAAUAUCGACACCCUCCAUCCCACCACCAAGUCUAUCUUUCAAUCCGCACUUUCUUCCGAGCUAAAAGCCUGGCAAGUAUUCCAUGAUCAGGCCGCACAAAUUCAAUACACCAUGCAAGCAAGGAAAACUUUCAAUACCUUGGAAGGCGGGAUUGAUAUCCUGGUCGUACCAAGUGUACCAUUUCAUCCUACGAUCAAGGAGAUGUUGGGUGACCCGCUGGCUCUGAAUUCCAAGCUUGGCACGUUCACACACGCAGGCAAUGUUGUUGACUUGUGUGGUGUUAGCGUCAAUGCCGGGUGGGUGGAGCAUGAAGAAGGAGUGAAGCUACCAUUUGGGGUUACUUUUCUUGGUGGAAGUGGGUAUGAUGGGAAGAUUCUGGAUAUCGCCGGGGUUUUCGAGGAUUCUGUCAAGGGAGGCUGUUGA
Penicillium arizonense is the source of this 2160-nucleotide messenger RNA. RefSeq lists its product as uncharacterized. The record is from RefSeq and is a predicted model, not a curated record. NCBI's taxonomy places the organism in Eukaryota, Fungi, Ascomycota, Eurotiomycetes, Eurotiales, Aspergillaceae. Bases 1 to 2160 code for a protein of 719 amino acids. The transcript has 2 exons. Gene Ontology annotation, molecular function: catalytic activity.